This is a messenger RNA of Racocetra fulgida, 1755 nucleotides long. NCBI's taxonomy places the organism in Eukaryota, Fungi, Glomeromycota, Glomeromycetes, Diversisporales, Gigasporaceae. The record is from the annotation of a GenBank genome assembly.
AUGAAUGUUUCAUUUACGGAACGUUUAAUGGAAUUAAACAAUGCUCGUGAAAGGUCACUUAUCUCGGAGGAAGAGUACUGCAUGUUAAGGUUGAAGAUAUUUGAUGCUUUUACAUCAUCAUCCACCCCAUCGACCACUUCAAGUGUAACUCAAUAUACCCAACCUCAACAACAACCUCUUUCGUCUCCUAAUGACAAAUCGCAGCAACAACAUGUAACUUUCAGCCAACAGACCUUUAAUUCUUCUCCAGCAAAGCCACUUUCAGGUAAAACGAAGAUACCAUCGGCGCAAUCAGUCCAUUCUUCAAAUGGCUCUUUAUCAUCUACCCAACAAUCUCCACAAUCUCCACAAUCUCCACGAUUACUUUCACGUCAAAUUAACGAUAACAUUAGUAAUAACAUCAUGAAUGACUCUUCAACACCAGAAAACGUAAUAGGAACUAAUUCAGUUUCACCUACUAAUCAGAUAUACAUUCCUAAAAGAACACGUUCAAGUUUGGCUUCCCAUGCUCUUCAGGAAACCAAUAUUAAUAAUAAUGAAGAAUUAUCUGUAAAGACAACACGAGGAUUAUCGACGCUUUCAGAAUCUCAACACACGACUACUACAAGUGCUAGUAUAAAAUCACCAUCAUCUCCACCACCCUCAAUGUCAAGUUCAAUUCCUAUUUUAAAGACAAUAAUACGUGAUUCUUCUGCAUCGAAAAAGAAUCUUUCUAUGAAUCGUUCUACUCCAAUGGCUUAUAUUAAUCCUGAUCCUACUUCUUUAUUUGCUCACAAUAAUAGUACUAACAAUCAUAAUGUAACUACCAAUAUUAUGAAUCAUAACGAAUUGAACAAUGGUGAGAUUAAUAAUAUUAAAAAUGAAGAAAAUCACCUUACUAACGGGAGAAUUACGAGCUAUGAUAACAUGAAUGCUAUGGGGCACAGCGUUGAAAAUGUAAAUACUAACAAUGAUGAUAAUAGCAUUAACAGUGGCGUAAUGUGCCACACUAGCAUAAACAAUGGUGUAAUGAAUCAGAGUGAUGAAAGAACUGAAAUGAUUCAAACAAGUGUGAAUAGGAUGAAUUUUAUGAAUAAUAUGAAUGGAAAUAGUGGUGAUGACGAUGAUCGACUAGUUUCGUCGCUUCAACCCUUUUCCCAGUCUCAAUCAGCACCUCUACCACAACAAAGACAAAAUAUAAAUUCCGUUACUUUAUCUGCAAGGCAAAUUAGAUCCCGUAGUCUUGGUCCUAGCUCUGUUCUAUCUUCAGAUAACGAUACAAAUAACAAUAAUAUUAACAAUAACAAUAACAAUUAUAAUAAUAAUGACAAUGAUAAUAAUAAUGGAUCUUCGAAUUCAAAUAGUUUUACCAAUAGACUCAGAAAUAGAAAUAGUCAUGGAAAUCUCAAUACAAGACGUUCAUUGAAUUUUGGAGAAGUUAUGAACUCACUAAAUCGUGGCGGUGAUCUUGUUGAAACAGGUAAACAUCAGUAUGAACAAUCUGUACCAGAAGUUCCACCACCGCCUUACUCACCUCCAGAAUCAUCUCCCGAACUUCGUAAAGAACUUUUGAAAUUAACCGAAGAAUCGAAGAAAGAACAAGAUAGUUGGAGAAUUGAGGAAGCUAGGUUAAGAAUGCGAAUAAAUUCUAAGCCUGAAGAAAUUGAACGGGUUAAAAGGAAAAUGAAAGAAUCUAAUGAGAAAUACCGGAAAAAAAUUGAAGCUGUAACUGCAAAAUUGAGGCAGUUGAGUUUUAAUAACGUGGAUGGGAAUUAA